This is a messenger RNA of Actinia tenebrosa (Australian red waratah sea anemone), 507 nucleotides long. RefSeq names its product tyrosine-protein kinase HCK. Gene Ontology annotation, molecular function: ATP binding; protein serine/threonine kinase activity. Gene Ontology annotation, biological process: protein phosphorylation. The record is from RefSeq and is a predicted model, not a curated record. Lineage: Eukaryota; Metazoa; Cnidaria; Anthozoa; Actiniaria; Actiniidae.
CGCGCUAACAUGAUAGGUUACAUUAAGAAGACUUGAUUCUUACUUGUUGGGUUGGUUGUUGCCUUCGUACCUUCUCUACUAUAUAUUUGAAUUCAACUCAUCUUAUUUAGCAAUCUUUUGGUGAAGUAGUAGUGUUGUAAAACUGGCUGAAAUGGCACAUUUAAGCACAGUCUUUCACAAGGCGAGUGGCACACUUGCCAUGAGUGAAAUGCAACAUGAACCUCRKCCAUUGACGAAUGCUAAACAAAGACGGCUUUCUCGUCCAAAUACCAUCGAAGAAAUACGAGUUAAAAGACGAAAAAGAAAGCAAAAAAAGCGCAAGGAAGACAAACAGAUGUCUAAGAAAGCGAAGAGGAUGAUGAAAGCACGAAAGCUGGAGUUGCAAAAGGAAAAAAUUAAUAAGGAAUUAGAAGAGAAAGCUUUGUAUGGCAAAGAGCAACGAAAGAGAGCAUUAUAUUUUUGGAAAAAAUGGCGGGAAGAGCGACGAUUGGAUAAUAACGAAUGCAU